AUGAUAUCAGCAUCACUGAAACAGUUUCCAAGAAUCAUUACUAGGCCAGCAGCUAGCCGCUUUGCAAGUUCAAAAGUAGUCGGGAUUGAUUUAGGCACUACGAAUAGUGCAGCGGCCUAUGUACGUGACCCUAACGACAUUAGCUCGGUUUCAAUAAUUGAAAAUGAUGAGGGCAAGCGCACGACUCCAUCUGUUGUAGCAUUUGAUAAAGAAGGUAAAGUAAUUGUAGGUGAGGCAGCCAAGAGGCAGUCGUUGGUCAACCCCGAAAAUACGUUUUAUGCCACCAAAAGGUUAAUUGGCCGCAGUUUCCGAGAUGACGAGGUGCAAAGGGAUUUGAAAACCAUGCCUUUCAGAAUUGUAGAAAAUAAAACGAGUGGGCAAGCAUAUUUGGAAACUUCUUUCGGUGCUGUCAAAUCGCCCAGUGAAAUGGGAUCUGCAAUAUUAUCAUAUUUAAAAACGACAGCUGAAAACUAUUUACAAGAGAGCAUCAACAAAGCUGUUAUAACCGUCCCUGCUUACUUUAAUGAUUCUCAAAGACAGGCAACAAAAGAUGCCGGAACUAUGGCUGGGCUGAAGGUUCUGAGGGUGGUAAAUGAGCCAACUGCAGCCGCUUUGAGUUUCGGUUUGAAUCGCGAAGAUUACUCGGGUGUCAUUGCCGUGUAUGAUUUGGGAGGCGGCACAUUCGACAUCUCAAUCUUGGAUAUUGAGGGCGGUGUCUUUGAAGUGAGGGCUACUAACGGAGAUACUCAUCUGGGAGGCGAAGAUUUUGACAAUGUCGUGGUUGACCAUAUAAUUGACGACUUCUUGACGAAGAAUCCCGAAAUUCCGAAAGCAAAGUUCGUUGGGAGUCGAGAAGCAAUGCAGAGAAUCAGAGAAGCUGCCGAGAAGGCCAAGAUCGAUUUAUCACACGUCAAAGAGACCAGCAUUGAUAUUCCUUUCAUAUACGAUAACAAGCAUGUUGCUCUAAAGUUGCAGGAAGAUGAGCUAGAUAACAUGACUUUGCCAUUGAUUGAAAGAACGAUUCCUCCAGUAAAGAAAGCUCUGAAAGACGCCGAAAUCGAGCCAGAAGACAUUGACGAGGUGAUAAUGGUGGGCGGGAUGUCUCGUAUGCCAAAAAUUCGUUCAAUAGUUGCCGACAUUUUUGGCAAGAAGCCUAACACAACAGUGAACCCUGACGAGACAGUUGCCCUGGGGGCCGCGAUCCAGGGUGGAAUUCUGUCUGGAGAGAUAAAGAACGUUUUAUUACUGGAUGUAACUCCUCUAACACUCGGGAUCGAGACUUAUGGGGGUGUUUUCUCUCCACUUAUCCCAAGAAACACAACUGUUCCUGUGAAGAAAACCGAGGUUUUCAGCACUGGAGUCGAUGGCCAGAACGGUGUUGAAAUCAGAGUCUAUCAAGGUGAAAGAGGUCUAGUCAAAGACAAUAAGCUAAUUGGCGACUUCAAGCUGACAGGUAUACCGCCAAUGCCCAAAGGCGUUCCACAAAUACAAGUCAAAUUUGAUAUAGAUGCUGAUGGGAUAAUAAAUGUUUCUGCCGUAGAGACAAGUAGCGGGAAAGAGAAUUCUAUCACGGUUAUUGCGAAUUCCGGUUUAACUGAGGAUGAAAUUCAGCGUAUGGUAGACGAAGCAAACGCGAACAAAGAUCGUGAUAACUUGAUAAGGCAGCGCGUCGAACUGAUAACUAAGGCAGAUAUCAUGAUUUCCGACACCGAGAACACAUUUGAAAGAUUUAAUGAUGUAAUUAAAUCAAAUGCUCUCUAUCCAGAAACAGUGGAAAGACUGAAGGAGGUAAGAACCAUGGUCAACCAAUUCAAGGAGAAUUCAUCCGAUCUCAACCUCGAUGUCAACGUGAUUAAAAAGGCUACUGAUCAAGUCCAGAACAUGGCUUUGAACCUUUUCAAAAGUGCUUCUAAGGCUCAAGCAAAGUCAAAAUAA
Lachancea fermentati is the source of this 1935-nucleotide messenger RNA. The record is from the annotation of a GenBank genome assembly. NCBI's taxonomy places the organism in Eukaryota, Fungi, Ascomycota, Saccharomycetes, Saccharomycetales, Saccharomycetaceae.